Messenger RNA from Pungitius pungitius (ninespine stickleback), 5003 nucleotides. It is a transcript of the gene disp1, whose product is annotated as dispatched homolog 1 (Drosophila). Gene Ontology annotation, biological process: smoothened signaling pathway. NCBI's taxonomy places the organism in Eukaryota, Metazoa, Chordata, Actinopteri, Perciformes, Gasterosteidae. The transcript is spliced from 13 exons. The coding region runs from base 455 to 4918 and encodes 1487 amino acids. Gene Ontology annotation, cellular component: membrane. The record is from RefSeq and is a predicted model, not a curated record. Gene Ontology annotation, molecular function: peptide transmembrane transporter activity.
AGGAAACCGCCGCUGGAUUGGGACACAGCCGUGAAAUCAGUGCGCAGCUGCCCAGCCAACAUGGGCUGAUGCUCGGGUAGUGUAUUCACCAGCAUCCGGCGAAACAAAACAAAAAGUCCGGAGAGCCGCCACACUUGUUCUCCCCUCCGGCCCCCGCUUGGCGCGUGUUGUGCUCCCGAACCCGGCGGGUUUACGUAACUGUGCACCAACCAAGCACAUUAAGAAGGCUCCACAAAUGAACUCUGGGCACACCUGUUAAUGGAAACCAUUCCAGUCGAAGGCGACCGGCGGAGGAACAAGGAAACGCCCACACAGAGAUCAGCCAAUCGGCUCACAAUGGACGUGUCUCUUUAGGAGUCUGACCGUGUGAACGCAUGAACGGAUCCCGAGCAUGGUCCUUUGUCAUCCCACAGAGGAGUGACCGUGUCCUUGCCCGGCGCGCUGGGAGAGGACCAUGGCCCUGAGUGACGCCUGUGGGGACCCCCCGGCCCUCAGCAAUGCCCCCUCCAACAUCAGCACACUGGCCGGCGGCGGCGGCCAGGACCCGCUCGCAGCCCCCCCGGCAGCCGACGGCGCGGCAUCUAAAGCUCCCCCCCAGAGGGUGCACGUCGUCCAGAGGGUGAACAGGCCGAGCCCAAACCGCGCUGUGGUUAAACAGAACGGCUCCCUGAGGACCCUUUCCCCGUCGCCCUCCCCCCCGCCGCCCACGGACCCCCACAGGGCGGCCAUGCGCAAUGGUUCCUCCUCCCCUGCUCUCCAUCCCUCGCCUCCCUGCUGCCUGCAAUGUCCCUUCCACCCGGCCCCGUGCUGCCCGUGCGGACAGCAGGAGUGCCCGCUGUCUCAGAACCCGCCUCCAGGCCCGGGGGCUGGCCCGGCCCCCCACGCGGGGUCCGCUCCGUCCUGCCAGUGCUGCCUCCCCGCCUGCACGUACUCUCACCCCCAUCCUCCUCCCCCUGCCUCCCCGCUCGGCCUCCAGCACCAGCAUCACCAGCGCUGGCAGGAGCACCUCCACAACCAGACUGCUGGAAUCAGCCCUCCGAGGCCUUUUCGAUUCCCCAAAAGCUAUGCCGAGCUGAUAGCUGAUUGGCCCGUGGUGGUGCUGGGGGUGUGCACGGUGCUCAUCGUGGUGUGUGCCCUCGUAGGCAUCCUGGUGCCCGACCUGCCCGACUUCUCUGACCCGCUGCUGGGUUUUGAGCCUCGGGGAACAGCCAUUGGCCAGCGACUGGUCACAUGGAACAACAUGGUGAAGAACACGGGCUACAAGGCCACGCUGGCCAACUACCCCUUCAAAUAUGCUGACGAGCAGGCCAAAAAUCACCAUGCACCCAGGUGGCCUGAGGACCACAGUGAUCGAGACAAACGACAAGCAGAGUGGGACUUCAGCAAAGAGUUCUUCUGCGAUGUGCCAAGCGACCGUUACUCCAGACUGGUGUUCACGUCAGCCGAGGGGAAGAACCUGUGGAGCCUUCAGGCCAUCAAAUCGAUGUGUAGCCUGGACAACUCGAGGGUCCGUUCCCACCGCGACUACUGGAGCCUGUGCCAGCGCACCAACGACGCCUCCUGCUGCCCCAGCUGGACGCUCGGCAACUACGUGGCCGUCCUCACCAACAGGUCGUCCUGCCAGAAGAUCACAGAGCGCGACGUGACGCACACGCUCAAGAUUCUGCGAUCGUGCGCCAAGCACUACCACAACGGCACGCUGGGGCCCGACUGCUGGGACAUGGCCCUGCGGCGCAAGGACCAGCUCAAGUGUGCCAGCGUGCCGCGCAAGUGCACCAAGUACAACGCCGUCUACCAGAUCCUCCACUUCCUGGUGGACAAAGACUUCCUCAGUCCCAAGAGCCUGGAGCACCCCCCCUCCGUGCUCAAGCACAGCAUGCUCUUCUCGCCCACAGAGAAAGGCGAGUCCAUGAUGAACAUCUACUUGGACAAUUUUGAGAAGUGGAACUCCUCGGACGGCAUCACCACCGUCACGGGCAUCGAGUUUGGCAUCAAACACGACCUGUUCCAGGACUACCUGCUCACGGACACGGUGUACCCGGCCAUCGCCAUAGUGAUCGUCCUGCUGGUCAUGUGCGUGUACACGCGCUCCGUGUUCAUCACUCUGAUGACCAUAAUUGCCAUCAUCAGUUCGCUCAUCGUGUCCUACUUUCUGUACCGACUGGUCUUCAACUUUGAGUUCUUCCCCUUCAUGAACCUCACGGCGCUCAUCAUCCUGGUGGGCAUCGGCGCCGACGACGCCUUCGUGCUCUGCGACGUGUGGAACUACACCAAGUUCGACAAGCCGCACGCGGAGCUGUCCGAGACGGUCGGCGUGACGCUGCAGCACGCCGCGCUCUCCAUGUUCGUCACCAGCUUCACCACCUCCGCCGCCUUCUACGCCAACUACGUCAGCAACAUCACCGCCAUACGCUGCUUCGGCGUCUACGCCGGCACCGCCAUUUUGGUGAACUACAUCCUGAUGGUGACCUGGCUGCCGGCUGUGGUGGUGCUACACGAGCGCUACCUGCCCAGCCUGUUCCCCUGCGCCAAGCCCCCGGAGCAGCAGCAGCAGCAGGGCUGCUGCACCCGGACCUUCUGGGCGGGGUUCUGUCAGAAGGCCAACGACUGCCUGUUCACCGUCUCCGAAGGCUCCCGCAUCUUCUUCGAGAAAGUGCUGCCCUGCGUCGUCAUCAAGCUGCGCUAUCUCUGGCUCUUCUGGUUCCUCGCCAUCACGGUGGGCGGGGCCUACGUGGUUUGCGUCAACCCGAAGAUGAAGCUGCCGUCUCUGGAGCUGGCCGAGUUCCAGGUGUUCCGCUCCUCGCACCCGUUUGAGCGAUACGACGCAGAGUACAAGAAGCUCUUCAUGUUCGAGAGGGUUCACCACGGCGAGGACCUCCACAUGCCAAUCACCAUCAUCUGGGGCGUGUUGCCUGUGGACAACGGCGACCCCCUGAACCCAAAGAACAAGGGCAAGCUGAUGCUCGACAGCAGCUUCAACAUUGCCAGUCAGGCUUCUCAGCAGUGGAUUCUCAACUUCUGCCAGAAGCUGAGGAAUCAGAGCUUUGUGUUUCAGUCGGAGGAGCAGGACUUCACCAGCUGCUUCAUCGAGACGUUCAAACAGUGGAUGGAGAACCAGGACUGUGAAGAGGCCUCCGUGUACCCCUGCUGCAGCCAGUCCACCUUCCCCUACAGGCAGGAGGUGUUUGAGUUGUGCAUCAAGAGGGCCAUCAUGGAGCUGGACCGGAGUACCAACUACCACCUGGACAGCAAGACCCCCGGGCCUCGAUUCGACAUCAACGACACCAUUAGAGCCAUAGUGUUGGAGUUCAAGAGCACCUACCUGUUCACCCUGGCCUAUGAGAAGAUGUACCACUUCUACCUGGAGGUGGACGCCUGGAUCGCCGAGGAGCUGCGGCACGCUCCGGCAGGCCUCAGCCACGGCUGGUUCAUCAGCAACCUGGAGUUCUACGACCUCCAGGACAGCCUGUCGGACGGCACUCUGGUUGCCAUGGCGCUGUCGGUGGCCGUGGCCUUCAGCGUGAUGCUGCUGACCACCUGGAACGUCAUCAUCAGCCUGUACGCCAUCCUGUCCAUCGCCGGCACCAUCUUUGUGACGGUGGGCUCCCUGGUGCUGCUGGGCUGGGAGCUCAACGUCUUGGAGUCUGUCACCAUAUCCGUCGCGGUCGGGCUCUCGGUGGACUUCGCCGUGCACUACGGCGUGGCCUACCGGCUCGCGCCUGAGCCCGAUCGCGAGGGGAAGGUGAUCUUCUCCCUCAGCCGCAUGGGCUCUGCCAUCGCCAUGGCAGCGCUGACCACCUUUGUCGCCGGGGCCAUGAUGAUGCCCUCGACCGUCCUGGCCUACACCCAGCUGGGCACGUUCAUGAUGCUGAUCAUGUGCAUCAGCUGGGCCUUUGCCACCUUCUUCUUUCAGUGCAUGUGCCGCUGCCUGGGACCCCAGGGCACCUGUGGCCAGAUCCCCCUUCCCAAGAAGAUGCAGUGUCAGGUGUUCUCCGAGGUCACAUCCACAUGCCCCUCCCCUCCAGGGAAAGGCUCCGCCCUCGGGAAGUACCAGCUGGGUAGCAGGGACGGCGAGGUGGAGCACUAUGAGUUGGAGCCCCUGGCCUCGGCUCAGAGGCCUGAUGGUUUCCCCGGUGAGGAGCAGGAGGAGGAGAGUCCUCGGUCCCACCCCCCCUACAAGCAGAGCACGCCUUCCAGGGUCCAGUGCUCUCAAAGGGCUAACUGCGCCUGUGGGGAGCCCCCUCCUGCUCAGCACCAUCCUCAGCAGUGGACCCCCCACUGUGCUCCGCCUCCAAAGGACGCCCCUUCCUGCCGCCCCCCCCCACAGCUCUCAGGAACGACCCAGGGCACCCUGCUCCCUACGAACCUGGAGCCGGUCUACACACACACAGAGUGCCGGAUGCACUAUGUCCACUGCCUCCCCAGCCAUUUCCACCACUGCUCACAGGGGAGAGCAGCGCCCCCCAGGCAAGGACCUGCCCACAGCUGCCAUUUCAGGAAGUAUUGCGUCCACAAGGCAACGCUGCAGGCUGCUUGCACAGACGUGGACCCGCCCCCCCACCAGCACGACCAGACACACGAGACGGGGGCCCCGAGCCUCAGCGACAGCCACCCGACUCUGUGCCCCUCCUCCCACUCGCCGAUGGGAGGGGGCAGCGGCGCCGAUAAGCACGCGUCCACUGACCCCCCCCCACAAACGGACGCCUGCUGUAGAAUCGCUGGCAAACAGGAGAAGCUCAAAGGUUUGAAAAGCGUCAAAAAGUGCAAGAGGAGCUCCAGGAGCCGGCGGGCGGCCUGCCCCCCCCCCAAGAAGCUCUACUGCUUCAACAGGACGUUGAAAGUCAAGUGCAAUUCAGCUUCAGAGUCCAGCGCGCCUCCUUCUGCCCCCACCAAGCGCUCCUCUGAGAGCUUAUGUUGAUGACAAUGUGCCUCGAGGUGUCCAUCCACGCCGCGUUCACAGCCGCGCUGGACGGGCUCGCAUCCGUUUGCCCCCCCCCCCCCCC